AUGAACGACUACGAAUUUUUGCAUGCGACUGUGCCGGCCGCGCUGCCGACAGACGUGUGCGGGUUGGCGCCGGGCGCGUGGCACCACUUGAAGGUGCAAGCCGCCAGCGCCGCCGGCGCCACGCUCGCCAACUACUACUUCGCCACGCUCACUGAGGAAGGAGAGCGUAUCCCGGCGCCGGCGCAGUUCCCGCCGCGUGUGGGCGCGGGCCCGGGCGGCGCGCGGGCGCUGCUGGCAGCGGCCGGCGCGGCGUUGCUGGCGGCGCUGCUGCUGCUGGCCGGCCUCGCCUACAGGAGGAGCCCACCGACGUCGUGCCUCAGGAAGGGCUACGAGCAGGGCGACAUCUCGGAAGAGGAGGACAAGUCGGUGGAGAAGCGCGACAACCGCCGCAACUGCCAGCAGGUGUACACCUCCUCGCCCAGCAAGCAGCCCGCCAGCGAGCAGGAGCGGCAGGGUGAGUCGUGCGACUGUGUUGUGUCGGUGGAGCGCGACAACCGCCGCAACUGCCAGCAGGUGUACACCUCCUCGCCCAGCAAGCAGCCCGCCAGCGAGCAGGAGCGGCAGGGUGAGUCGUGCGACUGUGUUGUGUCGGUGGAGCGCGACAACCGCCGCAACUGCCAGCAGGUGUACACCUCCUCGCCCAGCAAGCAGCCCGCCAGCGAGCAGGAGCGGCAGGGUGAGUCGUGCGACUGUGUUGUGUCGGUGGAGCGCGACAACCGCCGCAACUGCCAGCAGGUGUACACCUCCUCGCCCAGCAAGCAGCCCGCCAGCGAGCAGGAGCGGCAGGGUGAGUCGUGCGACUGUGUUGUGUCGGUGGAGCGCGACAACCGCCGCAACUGCCAGCAGGUGUACACCUCCUCGCCCAGCAAGCAGCCCGCCAGCGAGCAGGAGCGGCAGGGUGAGUCGUGCGACUGUGUUGUGUCGGUGGAGCGCGACAACCGCCGCAACUGCCAGCAGGUGUACACCUCCUCGCCCAGCAAGCAGCCCGCCAGCGAGCAGGAGCGGCAGGGUGAGAUUCUUGAUCUUAUGAUCUUGGCUGGAAUACUGGAAUAA
This is a messenger RNA of Ostrinia nubilalis (European corn borer), 1053 nucleotides long. RefSeq lists its product as uncharacterized. Lineage: Eukaryota; Metazoa; Arthropoda; Insecta; Lepidoptera; Crambidae. The transcript has 4 exons. The coding region runs from base 1 to 1053 and encodes 350 amino acids. The record is from RefSeq and is a predicted model, not a curated record.